Messenger RNA from Aspergillus clavatus NRRL 1, 1209 nucleotides. Its product is annotated as alkene reductase. The transcript has 2 exons. Gene Ontology annotation, molecular function: FMN binding; NADPH dehydrogenase activity. The record is from RefSeq and is a predicted model, not a curated record. Lineage: Eukaryota; Fungi; Ascomycota; Eurotiomycetes; Eurotiales; Aspergillaceae. Bases 1 to 1209 code for a protein of 402 amino acids.
AUGGCGCAAAACGGCUUGAUCGCAUUCAAGUCCGAAGAAACUUCUCGCAAAUCUAUGAUUUGCAAGCAGACCCCGGAGGAAGACCAAGACAACAAACAGACCAUGUCGAAGCUCUUUUCACCGAUCAAGGUAGGGCGCAUGCAGCUCGCGCACCGCCUCGCCAUGGCACCCAUGACCCGGUUCCGCGCCGACGAUGACCACGUCCCCCUUCCCAUGGUCACAGAGUACUACGAGCAGCGCGCCGCCGUCCCGGGCACCCUUCUCAUCACCGAAGCGACCUUCAUCUCCCCGCGCGCGGGCGGCUACUCCAACGCCCCGGGGAUCUGGAACGAGGCGCAGAUCGCGCAGUGGCGGCAGGUCACCGACGCGGUGCACGCCAAGGGCUCGUACAUCUACGCGCAGAUCUGGAGCCUCGGCCGGGUCGCGAACCCAGACAUCCUGGAACGGGAAGGACCAUUCGACCUCGUGUCCAGCAGCGCGGUGGCGGCCAGCGAGCAGGCGCGCGUGCCGCGCGCCCUGACGGAGGACGAGAUCCACGCGAUUAUCGGCGACUUUGCGCAGGCGGCGCGGAACGCGGUCGCGGCCGGCUUCGACGGCGUCGAGAUCCACGGCGCCAACGGAUACCUGGUUGACCAAUUCAUCCAGGACACGGUGAACCGGCGCACGGACGGCUGGGGCGGCGGCGUGGAGCAGCGCGCGCGGUUUGCGCUGGAGGUCGUCCGCGCGGUCGUCGAUGCCAUCGGUGCGGAUCGCACGGGGAUCCGGUUCAGUCCCUGGAGUACGUUCCAGGGCAUGCGGAUGGCGGACCCGGUGCCGCAGUUCAGCUAUCUGGCGCGGAAGACGGCGGAGCUCGGGCUUGCGUAUGUGCAUCUGGUCGAGUCGCAGGUCACGGGCGGUGCGGAUGGCGAGUCGACGGAUCAGCUGGAUUUCUUUUUGAAGGCGUAUGGUGGUGCCGGUCCGGUCGUCAUUGCUGGAGGUUAUCAGGCUGAUUCGGCACGGAAGGCGGUCGAUGCCCGGUAUCAGGACCACGAGGUGGUGAUUGGAGUUGGACGGCCUUGGACGUCUAACCCGGACCUGCCGUUCAGGUUUAAAGCAGGAAUUUCCCUGCGGCCGUACGAGAGAGAGGUGUUCUAUGCGCCCAAGGACCCGAGGGGGUAUAUCGAUUAUGGCUUUAGCGAGGAGUUCAAGGCUACCCAGGUGGCUGCUUGA